Molecule: messenger RNA, 9455 nt
Organism: Rhipicephalus microplus (southern cattle tick)
Lineage: Eukaryota; Metazoa; Arthropoda; Arachnida; Ixodida; Ixodidae
Biological process (GO): cell differentiation
Source: RefSeq, a predicted model, not a curated record
GUCAUGGUUUCGGGCUAUUAAACGCUGCAUCGUCCCUGUUCGCCAUUUUGGAUUGGAGUUGGGGGAGUCAUCCUUUUCAACUAAUUGUCAGUAAUCUGCUUCCAUCCGUCCCUGCAAAAUUCACAAGGACAAACUCAUCUUACUAAAAUACAGAACCCAUAAGGACGGGCCGAGGGAGCGGACCGUUCCCUGGGUGCAGUGCAGCAAAGUGCUCAAUGACUUCUCCUCGUCAGCAUGUCCACGGUUUCGGGGCUACCUUCAAAGGGGGAGAAAGGAAAGCCAAAGUAUCUGGCAUUGGACAUAAAUAAUAUCUACAAAGGAAAAAGCUUAGAGAACCCUAAAACCUCGGCGGCCCCCAAACAUGGCUUGCAGUCAUUGGGGAAAGUUGGUGCGGGGAGGCGUAUGCCACCUCCUGUCAACCUUCCAAGUCUAAAAAGUGAGAACAGUGGAAACAAUCCUAACAUAAGCUUAGUACCAAGUGGAGGUCAAGGAUGGGGGAGUGCGGGAAAAGAGAAAGGAAAGUCGCCCGAAGAAAACAGCAGUGGCCCACAGCAGCAGUCGCAACACUCACAAUCACCUACUUCGCAUUCACAAGGACCGCCUGCAUCAAAGCAACCACAGCAGCCACAGCCGCAGCUGCAGCCACCGCAACAGCAGCAGCCGCCGCCGCAGCAGCAACAGGCGCCAGUGGCCACAAGCACCAGUGCUCCAGGGGGUCCGGGAAGCGGGGUAACAGUUGGGGGAGGCGUUGGCAGCAGCGCUGGCGUCAAGACUUGGAGCAGCGUGACAUCCAGCCAAGAGGGUGGUGGUCCAGAACGCAACUUCUUGGGCCAUCAGUCGCCAUUUUUUCCUCAGGAAUUCCCCAAGCUAGCUGGUGGCGAUGUGCCCAUCGACGGGACCCAGAGGUCGGCGACAGACUCUCAGUAUGGACCUGGCCCCAGCCUGAGACCACAGAUGGAAGGAACCUGGAGCCGGGGCACGCUUCAGCAGCAGCCGCCGCCCCAGCAGCAGCAGCAACAGCAGCAGCAGCAGGUUCCGGGGGGCGGCAGUGGAGGGGGUGGUGGCGGGCAGGGCUGUGGCCCACCCGGCGGCCUGCCUCCGAGCAGUGGCAGUGGCGUGAACGGUCAAGCAUCGUUCGCAUCUCCGCCAAGGGGAGCCCUCCCCUCAGGUGUGCCGCCCGGUGGUGGACCUCCUUCAUCACCAGCACAGCCCUCCUAUAGGCAACAGGCGGUGCCACCUUUUGUACAGGUUUAUGGACGUGGGUUUCCUGGAAACUAUGCCACAAGCUUCUCUAGUGUGCCUGGAACUGCUCGCCCACCCUAUACUUACUCCGAUAGUAGGGUUCGAGGCGUGAGAAAUGCACCUGAUGAGGAUGGCUACCAGCGGCCUGCUAUCAUCAGUGAAAAAGACCUCAAAGGAUUUGAUGAAAUUCUUCAGAAUGACUCCCAAGAUGGCUGGGCAGCUGCCAAGGGGGACAUUGACUAUAAUGCUAAACUGGUGUUCAGUGAUGAGGAGGAUGCUGGGGGCAGCAGUCGAAGCGCAGCUCCCAAAGGGUCUGAUGUUGUUCAAGUGUCUGAAAGUGGCAAGCCUGUGGCCAUGAAGGGUUCUGAGAAGGGCGAGUGCAGGCCUCCAGUACCAGCAGGACCUAAGCUUCCCCCAAGCCGCAGUCGGGAGCCUGGCUGGGAUGCCUCAUCUGGGCAGCAGUCUGCCCAGCAGCGCACUGGCCGAGAGCCACCUCCUACACAGACCUCUGCUUAUAUGGACAGAGAGGAACGUGGGCGCAAGACGUGGGGUGCCCCAGGGAGUGCUGAGCUGCAGCCUCAGCCCCCGGCGCUGUCGCAGCAGUCUCAGCAGGCCCCAUCGGCACAGACAGCCCCUGUGCGCCAGUGGCCGCAAUCUCCACAAGGGGCACCGCCUCCUGCAGUAGCCCCAGUAGCUGCAGCACCCCGUGCAACAGGUGCCCCACCCUUGGACUAUCUAGCCAGGGGAACCCCUCCUCCUGCUACUACACCCCCUGCCCUGGCAGCUGCUGGCUUCACCUCAGGGCGUGUGGGGCCUCCUAUGCCCCCCCAGCAAUCGUCACACCAUUCUGGAUUUGGUGGUGGUCCGGUGGCACCAUCUCGAGGUAGUAGUCGCCAAGGCCUUGACCAGCUGACUGGUGAUGAGGAGGAACUGUGGCGGCAGCGACGACAGCAGCAUAAUGAUGAGAUGGCGGUGACUGUGGAGCGUACCAGACAGCGUAGAGAAGAGGAGGAGAAGCGUUACGAGCAGAUCAAGCAGUCCUCCGCCGCCACGGCUGCUGCCGCCAACGCUGCCGGCCAGCAACAGCAGCAGCCGCAGCAGCAGCAGCCCAGUGUGCCUGAUGAGUCCACAUCUGUGCCUGCUGAAAAAGAAGACCUGGAUCAGCGCUCGUGUCAUUCAAGCGAGAGUCGGGAGGAGGUCCGAGGAGGCACACUGCUGCCUAGUCGGGAGAGGCCAGAUUUUAGGCAGCAGCCAUUGGGUGGCUAUCAGCAGAAUUAUCAACGUCCAUUCAAGAAUAUGCCUCCACGAUUUCUCAAGAAGGCUGAGAUGCAACGUCAGCAGCAGUUACGUCAGCAGCAACAGCAGCAGCAGCAGCCGCAGUCUCAGCAGCAGCAACAACAGCAACAGCAGCCACAGCAGCCUCAGCCACAGCAAACAAGUGGUGGUCUGGCUCCGCCGCAGACUCCCUCAAGCCUUGGAAGCAUGGGUGGGGUGAGCUAUGACCCUCGUUGGGUGGCCAUGGGAGCAGGAGGGCCCUACCUUGGUCAGCUGGGCAUGGGUCCUUUGAAAGCUCUUGGUGGCCAACGUCCUCCUGAGCCAGAGGGAGGCACUUCCUACCCCAGUGCUGACGAUCGUCCCUAUGAGUCUCGGGAAGCUCGGCCAUUGGAGUGUUGGCCUCCUGGAGCUGGACGUCCUGCUCCGCCACAGGCAGACCGACCGGCACAGGCACUGGCUCCCCCCAUGGCACCGCCACAUGUGUCACCAGGUGGACCAUAUGACAACUGGCGACCAUCUGUGGCACCUGUGUACUAUGGUAGCCAGGUUCCUGACUUUGGUAGGGCCGCUGCCAGCUAUGAUCAGCGGUUGGAUUUCCCUUCAAAAAGGCCUGACAAAGAGGAAACUGCUUUUGAGAGCCGCUCACGUGGUGAUUCAUUUAGAAAAGAGAGAGACUUUGAGGACAAACAGCAGCGUGAAAAACGUGAAAACAGGGACACUAUAGGAGCCUGGUCCAGCACAAGAGAAUAUGAUCAGAGAGUUCCUAGAGAUAAAUGGGAGCGAGAGACUCGGCCCUCGAGGCCCGACAGCAGGGACAGUCGUACAAGCAGAGAUUCCCUGAGGGAUGAGAGGGCUAUGCCUCCCGCUGAUCAACGGCAAGAGAUGCCAUUGCCGCAAAUGGAGCCGCAUCGUAUUGCAGCUGAGCGAGUAAAGGAUAAACCGCAAGUGGCAGACUGGUCUGACACUCCAUACUCCUCUGCUCCUGGUGAAAGUAAGCGGCGGGAUUGGCAUACACACCAUCCACCUCCUGUUACUCAGCAGCAGCUGGACAGUGCAGGUCCAAGCAAGAAGAACUUUGUGCCACUACGACGGGGUGGAGUUGCAAAGGAUGAUGGAAAGGACGAUGUCAAGGAAGGAAAGGUGGAGGAUAACUCCCGUGCAGAUGAGGACAAGGCAAAGGAAGCUGCUAAAAAAGAUGAUGCUGAGAAGCGUAUGCCUGCAUCUCGUUCUCGUGGGGGAAGUGGGGGAAGAUUUGAAGCAAACAGAGGUGGCCGUGGGGGCCGUGGUGGUAAUGGCUACAGCAGUGGCAAUGUUGGUUACAGAGGGCGCAGCCGAGAGUAUCGUCGGAGUAGGACUGAGCGUGGGCCCCGCUUUGACCGCAAAAAGGACGAUGGUAGUGAGAGUUCUGGUGUUGAGGAAGAGAAGCCCAUCAAUCGGUUGCGGCCCAAGGAUGAGGAAAGUGAGGGUUCUGAGGAGGCCUGUCCAGAUUCUGUCCGAAAAAAUAGGACAGCAAAAGAGGUGGGUCGUGCUCGCGAGCCUCGCCGAGAUGAGGCUAAAAACAAAGAAGAGAAAAGCGCCUUCUCUCCUCGAGGGGAGCCUUCACGGCGAGGUCGUGGAGGUGCGAUGGCGUUAGGCCGAAGCUCCAGAGGUCGAUACCAAGCUGGGGGUUAUGGGCCGCCGACUUUAAAAGCUCCAUUUGGAAAACCUGAGGAUGGCAACAAGGAGGAAGAAGCAAGCAAAGACGGAUCUACCAACCAAGUAAACAAGCCACGGUCUAACAGUAGUCGUCCUGUUGUGCGGCGCCCCAAUCGCAUGGAGCCACUGCCACCACGCUUUCAGAAAAAUCAGCCUCGCAGACAGGACAAUCCUGAGAGGAACAAGGGACGAGGAAGUCGCGGUGCAGGACCAAGUAAGGAUGCCCUGUCCGAUGUUGCCAAUGAAGACUGGGAAACUGCUUCUGAAAGCAGUGAUGUGGCAGAUAGACGAGGCUUCGACGAAGGUGUGCGCCAACAGUCAUCGGGAUCCAAGAAGGGCUUGCCCACUAGCUCGAAGGCCCCUGGUGGAGGUCAGGAACGUCGCCGAUCUGGUGGGGAGGUACGCCGAGGGGGAGGAGGAGCUCCUAGUGACCGCAAUGGUCGAGGCGUUGUGCAACGCAGAGACUCCGGAGGUGGCGGGCCACCUGCCAGAAUGGGCCGUGGGGGUGGCUCACGGCCAGGAGGUCGGUCACGCCAGCAGCAACAGCAGCGGCCAGGAGAUGUGAGUGCCAAGGGAGAGCCCUCUCAAGCCACCAUGGUGUACCGGAUGGAUGAGGUGAAGCUGCAGGACCCAGUGGGAGUUCAAGCUGCUCUCACUGACAUGAGCGCCAGGAAACACACCAAAAAGUCUGAGCAAGGGCAACCAAAUGGAAAACUUGAAAAGGAGAAGCCAAAUGCUCUGGAAGGAAUUGACCUAAGUAACUAUGCUGGUGUCGUCGUUAUAGAUGACCACCUAGCCGUGACUGAUCAGUCUCAGUGUGAUGGUGAUGACGGAGACUUUCAAGAGGUGACUUCAAAGAAACGUCACAAGGUUUUGACUGAGGGAGACUCCAAGAAGAAGAAAGAGACGAAAAGCAAAACUAGUGUGCAUGGUCGGCAAAACAAGCUUCCCCCUCGCCUAAUCAAAAAGCGGGAAUCUGACCGCUUGUUUUCUUCAAAGACUGAGUGCCAGCCACCACCGAAGACUGAUGGAAGUGCCACAGAAUCUGCCGAUACCACCACUGUGAAGCCUCAACAGCAUUGUAGCUUCAGUUCGAAAGAACUGGCUCCAUCGGGUGUUCUUCGACCAGUGGUGAAUGCGUGGGAAAAGCCAAUCACCCAUGCACUGCGAGGAGGCAGCCCUCCGUCGUCAGCCUCACAAUCGAUGUCUGCUCCAGCUGUGUCCUCUGCAGACGUUCUUGUUUCCUCCAAGUCGAGCAGCUUUGAUAGAAGCAGUGAUCAACAUGACAGUGGCAUUGACGUGAGCGACCUGCCAGCCUCAGCCGCGUCAUCUCAGCGCUCUUCGCCUAGUAAUGAUGGCAAAGCUCCACUCCUUGGAACCAGUCCAAAAGGCUUGGCUGCCAUACCUGUUGGUGUGCCACCUUCUGCUGUGCCACCUUCUGCUGGGGGCGCGUUCGGCCGGUACACUAGCUCCACGGCUGCAUGCGCUGGAGCACGGAAACCGAGCGGCUGGACGACACUUCGGCAUCGAUCGACGCGUGACCACGCAUACAUUAAGGCUGUGGGCGUGGACUCCAGCAAGCCUAUGGGCACUGUCAUAUUUGAAAACAAAAACUUCAAAGCAGAAAACGCAGCUCUGGACAAGUUCGAGUCUCAAACCAAGUCACAGGAACCAGGCUGUUCAAAUGCUCCCAUGCUGCCACCAGUUGCUUCAAAGGCACCAAAUGACACAGUUGAGCCUAGCAAAUGCAAGGGUGAAGACACCGUUGACAUGAAGCUGGACUUUACAUUUGACUCUGAAUUGGCCCAGUUUAGUGAUGAAAAGCAGGCUAAACACAUAGCUAUUACACGGUCACUAUCCAGUGAAAUCACUUCUGCCAACUCUCCCAUUUCACCUUCUACGGAUGACCUGAAUCUGAAGAUAGCAUCUGUAAAGAAGGUCUGGGAAAGCAUGGGGCCCCUGCCAACAGUACUGGAGCACAGUGCAGUCUCGGUUGCGGGGGACGACACUGGCAGUGCUGCAGUACAGGCCCAGAGCUUUGGCUCCUUUGGAGGCUCUGCUUCAUCAGACACUUCUUUUGGGACGAGCAGCACGGCAACUGAAAGCAUGGCUCAGCAGGGUCAAACAGAGCCAACACAGGCACCUAGUGAAGCUGCCUUUGGAUCUGUGUCUCCACUAAAGCCAGCUACAGCGUCCCCCCUGUCGCACCAUGUGGCAUCUGUAGUAGGUGCUGGCCAUCACACUUCUACCAGUGGUCACCCCCACCACCCUCAUCACAACCAUCACCUCCAGCAGCAGCCUCAAGUGCAGCCUCAGCAGCAUUUGUCUUUGGCAGUCCAUCAUCAUCAUUCACAGGCCCAUGGUAGCUUGCAGACACCUCAACAGCAGCAGCAACAACAGGCCAUGAUGCGACAAACUCACCAGCCACACACCAUGCUGGAUCAGCAGAAUUUAUCGAAGGUGAGGGCCCUGCACGCACUGAGCCCACCGCCAACAGCAGCAGCAUCGUCCUUGGCUGGUUUGGAUGUAAGGGCCAUGGCAAACCUUCAGGUGGCAGGCAUGCAACAGGCAGUGGCUAGCCCUCCUGCUGCUUUGCUAUUUACAAGCACCCAACAGAUGACACAGCCAGCGGCACUGUAUCAGACCCUGCUUCAGGACCCUGUGCCUCGUCCUGUAGCCCACCAGUUCUCACAGGCUACUCAUGGCUAUCCAGCUCCACCUUACCAGAGUUUUAACCAAGGGGGCAUGUUUGUGCCCCCUCCACCAACACACUCUGGGCCGGACAUGUUUGCAGCCACUGGAGCUGCUUUGCGGCUACAGCCCACGUACCAGACGGGGCCCACAAGUCAGGUGCUGGGCCAGCAAAGCCUACCAACUGCACCACAGCUGUUGGGAUCUGGCCGUGCAGCUCCUGGGGGGGCACCUCUGGGCACCUCGUACUACCCAUCCCAGGGUGGCUACUACCCAUCUCAGCAGCAGAACCAAGCACUGGCCUUUGGCUCGCAGCCACCCCUUCAUCGCACCUUCCAUCCACCGCCCUUCAAAUCUUUGGAGCUUGCCACAGAUUUUGGUGCCACGCUACAGCCCAAGACCCAGGCAAACAAGGCCUUUCCCCCAGGAUCACCCUUCGCCUUCGGCCAGGGUCGGCAGUCUGCACCAUCCGGUGUAGCCACCACAGGGGCUACUCCGAAGGGAAGUUCCUUGCGACCACCACCAAUGCAUGUGCUGCCACUGCAUGCAAACCUGGUACGAGGCACCCCGCCGACUGCACCUACCAAGUAUCCUGCGCCUAUUCAAAGGCCCCAACAGGGUCUGACGCUGACCUCUACACAACAGGCCCGGGGUCAACCUGCAGCUGCGCUACGAGCUCAGCAGCCACCAGCACGUCAACUGCCCACCAGUGACCAGCAGGCCAAGCAGCAGGCUGAGGCGGUCAAACAAGCGCAGUUAUUCUUUGCCCAGUCCAAGCCAAUGGCCCCUGAGCCCACCACGGAAGAUGUGGUCAACGAAAGCUCCGACGACAAAGCUCCCAAAGAGGCAGCUGAGGAGUGAAGCUCACCAGCUGGGCUGGGACUGGCUGGCGCCUGUCAGGCCCUCACCGUCGCUUGGUUGUCUCUGGCAAAUCACGUGCUGACUUGCCUAUUUUUGUCUUUGCCUACACUGUCCCUGCUACCAUAAAGGACUGAUGUGGUCCACGGUUUAAUAAAAUGUGGUUUCUCCUAACCCACUCCCUGUCUAAUCUUACAUUUCGAUCACCUGUUGCCUUCAGCAAGGCAUCAAAGAUAGGAAUUCAUUUUUUUACAUGUGUGUUGAUGGGGGCAGUGGGGGAACAAGGGAAUUAUCUGUGUGCGAGCGUAAGUGUACAAUGCUACUGCUAAUUCAUAGCCCCCUUCUCUGUCCUGAGAGUUUUUGUUUUCUGGAAAAGGGUAAUGAAAUUGGUCUGGCGAGCUUCAGAUGGUAUAAAUAUUAUACAUAUGUAUAACAAUGUGCAACUUGCCUGUAGUGUAAUAAGUGUGUAACAUGCCUGUAUUGUAGCUGGUCGUGUUUUCAUGGGCAGGAGACUGCCAUGCUUUUUUGAAAUGACAAAUAUUUUUCACCUUUUUUGGAGGGUCUUUUAUUUUUGCCCUAUAAUAUGGAUUUUCCCCUAAGCAUGUUUGCCGCCUUCCCGUGGUUGAAUGUAUCUUUUUGAGUCUGUGUUUAUAAAGCAGGAAUGGUAGAAGAUUGGGUCACCAAGAACUUUUUUGGUUCUUGUGUAGGAAACAAUUUCAUUUAUGCCUCCUGUGCUUUUUUGUUGCAUGCUUUAGAUCUUUAUUUACAAGAGGAGGAGGAGGCAGGAAAGAAAGGCAGGCAAUCCCUCGUGCUAUGCCUGAUCCUAAAUGAUCAGGCAUAGCAUGAGGGAUUGCCUUCUUUUGAUAUCUUUUUAAAAUAUGUAUAAGUAUGCUGCACAAUUGUGCCUGCGCCAUUUGAAUGAAAUAAAUGUAUAAGUAUGCAGCACAAUUGUGCCUGCGCCAUUUGAAUGAAAUAACUACUUUUGUUACAAAAGAACACGGGGCAUUUGAUUGCCUUGUUUUUCUUUAAUAAGGAUUUUCAAUAAGUACGCAGCGUAAUUGUAGCUGCACCAUUUGUUGAAGUAGUAGUUUUGUUACAGAUGAACUGGAGGCGUUUUGGUGGUGUUUAAAAAUGCUUUAUGUGGCAAGAACAGUAUUGGGUGCACAAUGUACAUUUGGGAGUGAUGUGACAACUUAUCAGUUUAUACUGUGUAAUUAGUGUCUAUAAUGGUGAUAAACUGCCAUCAAGUUAAUUGGAUGUUGUCACAAUGGAAGUGUUGUGCAGUCAUUUUUGCCAUGCAGCAGGCUGGUAUCUAUGGCAAUGUCUUGUCCGUUGACUUCUGGGGAAAAGCAUGUGCUCGAAUUUUUUCCCUUCCCCCUUUUUUAAAGGUUGUGUGGUGAUCUGUCAGUUAGCAUUGCGCUGCAUUUACGUUUGUGUGGACUCUUCUAAUUACCUUGAAGGUACUGUAGUUCAGUGUAGGCGCUGGAAGCCAUGUGAUUCAUCUAGGAUCUGUGUGGCUGUCGUAAAUCCUUCCCUUCUCCAAUUUUCUUCCCCCCGGGAUACUUGCAGAAGUGUCAUUCUGUGCAUUUUUGUUGCCUCGAUUAUUUUCUAUUGAAAAUGUGAUGGGCACUUAAUUGUACGAGGAGAGUUGCUGUACGUAGUUGCUGCAAUAAAGCACGAAGGAUUAUGCAUCU